AUGUUUUCUUCCGUUAUUGAUGUGCUUGAUGUGAUUGUCGAAGAUGGUGCGAAUUCGGAACAAAAAGGCCAAGCUUGUGCCUUACUUGCUCUAAUACAAUCAUUUGAGUUUGCCUUUGACUUACAUUUGAUGAAAAGGUUAUUGGCACUAACAAAUGAUUUGUCACAAGCAUUGCAAAGAAAAGAUCAAGAUAUCAUCAAUGUAAUAGGCUUGGUCAAGAUUUCUAAGCAACGACUCCAAGAAAUGAGAGAUUCCGGGUGGGAAUCUUUGCUUAUUGAAGUGUCUUCUUUUUGUGAGAAAAAUAAUAUCAAUGUCCCAAAGAUGGAUGACAAGUUUGUGGAUAAAGGAAGAUCACGAAGGAAUUCUCAAAAUGUUACGAACUUGUAUCAUUAUCAAGUGGAGUCUUUUUUUACUAUUGUUGACAUGCAACUUCAAGAACUAAACAACCGUUUCACGGAGACAAAUUCAGAGUUACUUCUUUGCAUUGCUUGCUUAAAUCCUAAGGAUUCUUUUGCGGCAUUUGAUAAACAAAAGUUGAUUCGACUUGCUCAAUUUUAUCCUUAUGAAUUUUCAAGGGUUCAAAUUGCUAUACUUAAAAAUCAAUUGGAAACUUAUAUUUUUGAUAUGAGAUCCGACAAUCGAUUCUCAAAAGUUCAAGGCAUCGGUGAUCUUUCCAAGACUUUAGUUGAAACAAGGAAGAAUGUUUUGUAUCCUCUAGUUUUUUUGUUAGUGAAAUUAGCUCUAAUUUUGCCGGUUGCAACGGCAUCGGUAGAAAGAGUAUUUUCGGCUAUGAAUUUGGUGAAGACUAGACUAAGUAAUCGUUUAGGAGAUACUUUCUUAAAUGAUGGUUUAGUUACGUAUAUUGAGAGGGAAAUAUUUGAUAGCAUUGAUAAUGUGAAAAUCAUUCAAGGCUAUCAAAAUAUGAAGUCUCGUAGGGAACAACUAUGA
Daucus carota subsp. sativus is the source of this 948-nucleotide messenger RNA. RefSeq lists its product as uncharacterized. Bases 1 to 948 code for a protein of 315 amino acids. Gene Ontology annotation, molecular function: protein dimerization activity. Lineage: Eukaryota; Viridiplantae; Streptophyta; Magnoliopsida; Apiales; Apiaceae. The record is from RefSeq and is a predicted model, not a curated record. The transcript has a single exon.